Molecule: messenger RNA, 1628 nt
Organism: Apis dorsata (giant honeybee)
Lineage: Eukaryota; Metazoa; Arthropoda; Insecta; Hymenoptera; Apidae
Product: secretin receptor-like
Exons: 9
Coding region: 1-1509 (502 amino acids)
Biological process (GO): cell surface receptor signaling pathway; adenylate cyclase-modulating G protein-coupled receptor signaling pathway
Cellular component (GO): plasma membrane
Molecular function (GO): G protein-coupled peptide receptor activity; peptide hormone binding
Source: RefSeq, a predicted model, not a curated record
AUGGCCUCGAUCGAAUUCGAGGAACCGGAAGUUACGAUCUACAAAGCAUCGGUGGAAUAUUUUUUGCUCGAACAAGAACGAAAAUGCAAUGGAUUGAUGGCGGAAUAUGAAAACAUCACGUCGCAAUAUUAUUGCCCGCCAUAUUUCGACGGCCUGCUUUGCUGGCCGUACACCAACGUCUCCAACGUUGCCAUUUUACCGUGUCCAUCCGAAACUGGCCCAUUAAACCAAUUAAAUUCCGCGAUCGGCUCCGCUCUAAACUCGAAUACAUCUGUUGCUACAACAGUGGCGAGCAAAUUUUGCUUUUCGAACGGCCAGUGGUACUCAAAUCUUGAAAAUAUUCGCAAGAGCAAUUACAGCUUGUGCAAAUUGUCCAAGAAGUUCAUCGAUCGCCUUUCCGUGGAUUUAGGAUAUUUCGAGAUACUUCAGUUGCGAGAUUACAAAAACUUUGAAAAAUACAAAUACCUGUUGAACAAAUGGUUGCCUAUCGUCAAGAUCAUCUCUCAAAUUGGAUAUUCCAUGUCCUUCACCAUGUUGAUCAUAGCGAUGAUCAUUUUCUCGUUGCUUAGAAAACUGAGAAAUCCAAGGAACAGAUUGCACAUGCACUUGUUCGCCUCGUUCAUAAUGAGAGCGUUCAUGACACUGGUCAAAGAUUGGAUCUUCGUCAAUGGCAUCAGCCGACCUGUGGACGUCCUUUACGUUGAAAAUUACGCUCUUAUCAAGCAACCAAACUUACAGAUAAUAAUCUGCAAGGUGGUCAUAAGCGGGUGGCAAUACUUUAUCGUGGCUAAUUAUUCUUGGAUCCUGAUGGAGGGUCUCUACUUGCACAAUUUGAUCGUUUGGGCAUUCUUCGCGGAUAGCGAAACGAUCAAUUUAUACGUGUUGAUGGGAUGGGGAUUACCUGUUUUCGUGGUUGUACCUUGGAUAAUAAUUCGCGCCACUAUCGAGGACACGUUUUGCUGGACCACUCACCAAAAUCCUUUCCUAUUUCUACCUAUAAAGAUUCCCAUUAUGAUAUCAAAUUUGUUCAACUUCUUACUGUUCCUCAACAUAGUACGUGUACUGUUCAUUAAAUUCAAAACGUCGGUACAUCUGCAACAAAAAAAGAUGCAAUACAGUAGAUGGGCCAAAGCUACUCUAGUACUGAUACCGUUAUUUGGUGCUCAUUACACGCUAUUCCUAGGCUUUUCGUAUGCAGACAGUAAACUGGAACUUGUUUGGCUCUUCUUCGAUCAAUUAUUCGUCUCUUUUCAAGGUUCUUUUGUUGCUUUGCUUUAUUGUUUGUUGAACAUCGAAGUCAGAACGGAAAUUAAACGAGCAUGGAGAACAAGAUGGAGGAAUGCAAAUAUUUUUGUGUCCACGUGUCGAGAAUCAAGAAGGAUAAAAACUAUUCGUCGAUACAGAAAAUCGAAUGACCAUCUCACCAGUACAACUUUGAGAACUGUGUUGCAAUCUGAUAGAAGAUCGAAUGAUUUUUGGCCAAAUGUUUUAGAAAUGGAGACAGGAUAGAAAGAAUUUUAAGAAAGAACAGUUUUAUAUCUGAUAGAUAAUUAUGUAGUUUUUUUUUCAGAGGAAUUUUAAUUUUGAUAUCGUAAAAAUAUAAAUGUAAAGUAUAUAAUUAUGAAAUA